GACAGAGACAGAGAGACAGAGAGAGAGAGAGAGUCCGUCACGUAGCCAUGAAUUCGCCGCAGCUGGUGGCGCAAGCACACGAUUCUACUGAGAGCAGCGGCCACGGAAGCGGCAGCAACGCCGGGGCGAUGCCGAUGGCGAUGCCGACGCCAGCGGGAAAUAAAUAUGCGCCUGGACGUAGGCUAGCCGCGAGGCAAACUCUUCGAUUGGCAAUACCCAAGCAUCAGGGGGAUCCACUGGCACUUCCGCACCCACAUCCACACCCACACCCACACCCACACACACACACACACCCACUGCCGCUCCACGCACACGCACAUCCGCAUCCACAGACGGGGGGCAUCUAUCGGCAUUCGCCAUCGCAGCUGCCACCGGCGCCCAUACUCAAGAGAGCGGCUGGGAGCAGCAGCAUCCCCAAGUCCGCCUCACCGUUGGAGUCCCACAACCUGCCCAAUGUGACGCCCCACAGUGGGUGUGGGAGUGGAAGUGGCAGCGGGAGGAUCGCCUACAAUGUGGCAGGCGUGGGGGGAGGCUGCUCUUCGAGUGGCGCCUCUUCGGGCUCCAAUUUUCUGGGCGUGCGAAAGCCCAGCCUCACAUUGAACUCCUCGGAUAUAAGGAACAACAACGAUUUGUUUGCAUUUCCCAAGGAUAUGUCGCCAGCACUGGAGUUGAACGAACACUCCCACUCUCCCCUGUUCACGGACAUGUCUUCAGCCAACAGCAAUGGCUCGCCCACACAUCACCACCAACUGGGAAGGCUCUUCAGCCUGAGUCCUUCGAGCAUACGAAGCUAUGGAAACAUGACAGACUUCUCGGAUAGCUCGCCCAGUGGGGUGCUGAGUCCAGCCUCUACAUUGAUAGAGAAUUUCCACAAGAAGAACAGCUCCCCACAGCCCAUCAGCGGCAGCAACAGCAACAGCAACAGCAACAGCAUCACUAGCACCACUCCCACCGCCAUGAAUGGCAAUGGAGGAGGAGGAGUGCUUGUGGGAUCGGGAUCGGGAUCGGGCAACACCAAUGGUGGCCGACAGAUCAACACGAGUUCGAGUUCUUGCAGUAGUCUUAAGGAAACCUCCCAUCAAUCCACAUCCACAUCGCAGCAGGUUGUCAAUAGCAGCAGCAGCACUACGACGCGGGUGGAGAAGAAAUCCCAGCGUCUGCACCAUCACAUAACCUCCUCAUCCUCCAGCUCAUCCUCGACCACACAGGCACUGUCCACAUCCUCGGAGAUGAAGGCGGCGGCGGUCAAGCGAGAUCUCACAAACAUACAAAAGUCCAUGUCGGAAAUCAACGACUUGGCCAACAGCGCAACAGCCACGCCCACGACAGCCAUAAUGCCCGGCAGCGGGCAGACGGCAACAGCCCGUCUCACGCCGGGCACACUCAAAUCGGCCCAUCCAUCGAUCGAUGAUCUCAGGGGUAUGAGCAGUAAAGACAAGAUCGAACAGCUCCAGAAGAAACUUCGCGCCUCGUUGGAGAACCUCGUGGAUGACGACGACGACAGCAAUGUGAUCGUGACCCUGCCCGAUGACGACGACUGCCCGCACAAUCAUUUUGGCAGCGGCCUCGACCUCUCACAUCCCACGGCAGCGCAGCUGAGUGCCAGCAGUGGGCUGAGUGGCUCCAGCAAGACGAUCGACACGAUCAAGUUCCAGGAGAAGCGCAUGAAAACGGAGUCCAAGACGAAGGUCGUCACCGAUGGCUACAGCUCCGAGCAGGCCACCAGCAACUCGGCGGAGAUGAAGCGACUCCAGGCCGGGGACAUAGACUACAAAGAGAACAAGGCUGCGUCGGCGAUGAGGAAUCGACUGGAGGUGGACGGCGUCAAAACGGAGGAGAAUGCAGCUGUCAUUAAGGAGGCCCUCUCGCUGCGCACCGGCGACAUCACACAACAGGCGAGCAACAAUGUGGCCGCCGCCAGUAUUAAGGUGCAGAGCGACACCUUCUCCGCGGACAAGAAGGCGAUCUCGCAGUCACAGCAGUCGCAGACGAUGACCUCCAACGGGAUCAUCAGCCAGGAGAAGCACGUGUCCUCGGCCUCGCAGGCCAACUACUCGAUGACCCACAAGGGCGUCUCCAGCUCGGGCAGCAGCAUGAUCACCUCCUCCUCCCAGAUGUCCGCGAUGAAUGGCCAAAUGGUGAAGCUCACGGACCUCAAGCUGGACGACCUCAAGUCCCUGACGGCUGGCAGUGGCCAGCAGGAGAUCGAGCAGACCAUCAACAAGUAUUCGAAUGUGCUCACCUCGUUCGUCAGCUCCCUGCAGGAUGAUGAGAGCGGAAGUGGAGGCACCAGCAGCGGCCAGGCGAUGAAUGUCGGCAAGGAGAAGACCGAGUAUCUGGAGAAGAUCAACGAGGUGAUCCGCAGGGCCUGGGCUGUGCCCACUCACGGACACGAGCUAGGCUACUCCCUGUGCAACUCCCUCCGGCAGAGCGGCGGCCUCGAUCUGCUCAUGAAGAACUGCGUUCACAAAGACCUCACGCUGCAGUUCUCCUCCGCCCAGCUGCUGGAGCAGUGCCUCACCACCGAGAACCGCAAGCAUGUGGUGGACAACGGCCUGGACAAGGUCGUGAAUGUGGCCUGCGUCUGCACGAAGAAAUCCAACAUGGAGCACUCGCGCGUCGGCACUGGCAUCCUCGAGCACCUCUUCAAGCACUCGGAGGGGACCUGUUCGGAUGUGAUCCGGCUGGGAGGCCUCGAUGCCGUGCUCUUCGAGUGCCGCACCAGCGACGUGGAGACGCUGCGACACUGUGCCAGUGCCUUGGCCAAUCUGUCGCUCUAUGGCGGGGCCGAGAACCAGGAGGAGAUGAUCCUGCGCAAGGUGCCCAUGUGGCUCUUCCCGCUGGCCUUUCACAACGACGACAACAUCAAGUACUACGCCUGUCUGGCCAUUGCCGUUCUGGUGGCCAACAAGGAGAUCGAGGCGGAGGUCCUGAAGUCUGGCUGCCUCGAUCUGGUGGAACCGUUUGUGACGACCCACGAUCCUUCGGCCUUUGCCCGCUCGAACCUGGCGCAUGCGCACGGCCAGAGCAAGCACUGGCUGAAGCGUCUGGUGCCCGUCCUCAGCUCCAAUCGCGAGGAGGCCCGCAACCUGGCCGCCUUCCACUUCUGCAUGGAGGCGGGCAUCAAGCGGGAGCAGGGCAACACCGACAUCUUCCGCGAGAUCAAUGCCAUCGAAGCGCUCAAGACUGUGGCCAGCUGCCCGAAUGCCAUCGCCUCGAAGUUCGCCGCCCAGGCGCUGCGCCUCAUCGGAGAGACAGUGCCUCACAAGCUGUCGCAACAGGUGCCCCUGUGGUCCGUCGAGGAUGUGCAGGAAUGGGUUAAGCAGAUCGGGUUCAAUGGCUACAUCGACCGGUUCGAGGAGUCCCAGGUGGACGGCGAUCUGCUGCUGAAGCUCAACCAGGACAACCUGCGCGACGACAUUGGCAUCGGCAACGGCAUCCUGCUGCGGCGCUUCGAGCGCGAACUGCAAAAUCUCAAACGCAUGGCCGACUACUCCUCCAAGGACACGGCCAAAAUGCACCAGUUUCUCUCGGAGAUCGGCACCGACUACUGCACCUACACAUACGCCAUGCUGAAUGCCGGCAUCGACAAAUGCGCCCUGCCGCACGUCAACGAGGAUAUGCUAAUGACGGAGUGUGGCAUCCACAACUCCAUCCAUCGCCUGCGCAUCCUAAAUGCCGUGAAGAAUCUGGAGAACUCGCUCCCCAGCUCCUCCGAGGAGAACAUGGCCAAGACCCUGGAUGUGUUUGUCAGCUACAGACGUUCCAAUGGCUCACAGUUGGCCAGCUUACUGAAGGUCCAUCUGCAGCUGCGUGGCUUCUCAGUUUUCAUCGACGUGGAGCGUCUGGAGGCGGGCAAGUUCGACAAUGGACUCCUGAACAGUAUUCGGCAGGCAAAGAACUUUGUUUUAGUAUUAACACCCGAUGCCCUGCAUCGCUGCAUUGCCGACGAGGACUGUAAGGAUUGGGUGCAUCGCGAAAUUGUGGCUGCCUUGAACUCCAAUUGCAACAUUAUACCAAUUAUGGAUCAGCACUUUGAUUGGCCGGAGGUGGAGAAGCUGCCAGAGGAUAUGCGCAGUGUGGCGCACUUCAAUGGCGUCAGCUGGAUCCAUGACUACCAGGAUGCAUGCAUCGACAAGCUCGAAAGAUUUUUGCGCGGCGAAAAGAAUAUCGAUCGCAUUGCGGCCAUGGUGCCUGGGACGCCCGGAGCGGUGUCAUACCAAAGAAUGCACAGCAACGAUUCCGACUACCAGAGUGGAGGAGGAGGAGGAGCAUCAUCCAGCGGUGGAGGAGGCGGCGGCGGCGGCGGUGGUGUCGGCGGCGCAGGCAGUGUGGUGGAUGGCCUGAUGGCGGCCAAUGGCAGCGGACAAGCUAAUCACCAGGCAAAUAGAUACCGGCAAUCCCCCUCACCGGCCCGCCAACGGGGCAGCACCUCACAGCUGAGCGGCUACGCCAGGCACGGAAAGCGCUCCAACAUUCUGCCACCGUAUCGCACCCAGCAGGCGGCAUUGCUCCACAAAUCCGGAGCUGGUUCGGCCUCCAUGCAGAACAUGAUGCCACUGGCGUAUCUGCCGCCGCGACGCAGCUCCGCCGCUGGUCUGGGGCACAGCGCUGGCAUGGGCAGUGGCUAUCGGUCGCACAGCGUCGAUGGGCUGCUGGACCAGGCCUCCGCCAGCCAGAGCAGUCUGGCCACGCCGGAGCAGAGGAUAGCGGCAGCGGCGGCCAUGGUGACGGCCGGCAGCACAGCGCUGACGAAUGCCAGCUCCACGUGCACCCUACAGCCGGAGGACGAGGAGCCAGCGGACACGGAUACGUGCGACCAUGUGACGAGGCGAGAGAAGCGCCUGGCGCCGCCGCCGAAUGUGCAACAGCAUCGCAAGUCGCGGAGCUUGGAUCACAUACUGUCGAAGCAGACGCUGGCUGAGCUGCUGCCUCCGAGCAUCGAGCCCACGGACGAGACGCAGAGCAUGCAGAAUCUGGCCAUGCCACUGACGCCGCAGCCCCAGCGACGCGAUCAGAGCUCCUCCUCGAAAUCCCCAACGCCAGAGCGACCUAUGCAACCGCAUUACAGUCGCCAGAGUCCCGAGGGCGUCAGCUCGACGGAGAGCGAGCGGGAGGAUGGGCAGUCGCCUAAGUCGCAGGUGCAGCAGCCGCAUGGAAACCAGCAGCGGGCGGCGGCGCAUGUGCAUCGCGGCGGGAGCCUGAACAGCAACAAGACGUCCAACUCGUCGCUGGGCUCUAACAACAGUGCCAGCAACAACAAGACCAUCUUCAAUCGCACGAUGAAGAAGGUUCGCUCGCUGAUCAAAAACAACGAACUGGACGACGAAGAGCUGUCGGGCAUAAUUCUGGCCAAGGCUACUUCCCCAAAUGCUGGACGCAUGAUAUUCUGGUAGCACUCCACAUACACUCCACUCCCACUCCAGAGCAAUUACUCAACGAAUUUUACCACGACGAAACUGUAUAUAAAACGAAUCAAAGAAUAAUAAAAAAUAUUCUAACGAAACAACAUUUGAAACUUCCAGCAGGCUUGGCAACUCUACUGAGCUGUGUUUCAGUGCUGUAAGCCGUACACCUAAACCGUAAAAGUAGGCCUGUUUUUGUCCAUUAUUUUGCUACGUUGGUUUCAUUUUCUUUUCGUCAUUUCGUCUCACAAACUUAUCUAGACACAUCGUUUUUUGAACAGAACAAAAAAAUUCCGUAAACCGAACUGAAAUAAGUUUCAAAAUUACAAUGGCAAAAAAUAUAGCAGAUAUAAUAGCCCACGAGCCAGCUGAUGCCUUUAUUUUCAAGGGGCCGUUCGACAAGACCUUCAAGCGCACUCUGGUUAUUCGCAGUCUGACCGAUAAGGAUGUCGCGUUCAAGAUGAAGACAACCUCGCCAGAAUUGUUCUGUGUUCGCCCGAACGUUGGGAUACUUUCUGCCAAAUCGUCGGUCAACAUAAAAAUUUACAUGCAGCCGACGACGUUGUCUCUGACCCCGAACCUGUUUGAGAAGCGUCACAAAUUCCUUAUUUUGGCUAGCGAAGUUACAGAUCACGUGGCUGAUGUGCACCAGUUCUUCAGGGGUCUGGACCCGACUAACGUGUGGGAAGGCAGGGUCCGUUGCGAGUUGACUAACAAUUUGGACGCGUCCAUCCGCCACACUGCUGGUGGAGAGACAACUGAAGUGUCCGAGCGUGUGUACGACGCCCUGGCUGCCAUCAAGCUGGAGCUGCAGGACAAUGAUAUCUUACAGAAGAGAGUUGCUAGUCUUGAGAAGGUGCGUCAGGACUUGACACAGGAAAUCAAGGAAUUACGUGACCCUACUCAGAAGGGGAAAAAGGUCAGCAAACUGCUUCGCCGGCGUUCUCCUAACAGGUACAUGUUUUUGGCCGGACUUCUCAUCGUCGGUGCCAUCAUAUUCUUUGGUACUUACGGCAAUGCAAUGCUAAAACUUUUUGAGCAAGCUUUCUGAAGAACUGUUCUGUAAAAGAAAUUAAAAAUGUGUUUUUUUUAAAUGAG
Molecule: messenger RNA, 6503 nt
Organism: Drosophila miranda
Lineage: Eukaryota; Metazoa; Arthropoda; Insecta; Diptera; Drosophilidae
Gene: Sarm
Product: sterile alpha and TIR motif-containing protein 1
Exons: 11
Coding region: 48-5396 (1782 amino acids)
Biological process (GO): signal transduction; negative regulation of MyD88-independent toll-like receptor signaling pathway; response to axon injury
Cellular component (GO): dendrite
Molecular function (GO): NAD+ nucleosidase activity; protein binding; signaling adaptor activity
Source: RefSeq, a predicted model, not a curated record